AAUCGGUAUUUCAGUCUGUUUAAUGUUUAGGCUUAUAAAAUAUUUGUUGUAGUUUUGUCAAAAUCUAAUAGAUGGCGAUAUGUCAGUGACGUCAUCUUUCUGUAUCGCGGUGUUAAGAUUUUCAGCCGAAGAAUGACACCGCGGUAAUAUUUCAUUAAAGUUGUCUUGCUCUGAAAGUGUGUUUCAUUAUUAUUGGAAGUAGUAUUUUUGCGACUUUGUACAUGGUCCUUCGGUUCCGGAUAAAGGAUUGGUGUGCAAAAGUCUACUUAUCUAUCUACCGCGGAGUACGAUCGAGUUGUAGUAAUACACGAAGAAGUGUGCAGUGGUUCCAACAGUGCAGCAGUUCCAGCUGGUCGGCUUCAACAGCCAUAGUGGAGUCAGCGGAGCGAGUGAGGUGGUGCUGAGUCGUGGGGCUGGAGCAAGUGUGCUGCAGUGCCGUGGUGCUGGAUCAAUCGUGCUGCUGUGUCGUGGUGCUGGAUCAGGUUUGCUACAGCUGCGUCGCGGAGAGGGACUCUACAUCACGACGGCAGUUCUUCAUAUAUUAUAGUGAGUGACGACGUUUAACUUUAUUUUGCAAGCAUGGAAGCUCUAUCAAAUCUCCAAUUCAAUUUAUAUUCGGCCAUUAAUAGGGCGAAAUGUAAUUAUAAGAAAUCGCCCAAAGAACGUAUGACGAGUUCAUACAUUGAAGCCAGAUUGGAAAAUUUACAAUCUAAUUGGGAUACAUUUUGUGAUACACACAAAAAAAUUAUAACAUCUUCGAGCCCUGCCGAACUUGAAAUUAGUGAUUAUAAUCUGAAAAAUUUACAUGAAAUUACAGAAGAACUAUUUAUUGAUUACAAGGCCAAGCUAAAUGAAGAUUUGAAGACAGUGCUCAGUAAGAAUAGUAAAGGUGAGGUAUCUGAACCUUCUAAAAGGGAUUCCAUCAGGGAUAUCUGUACUGUUAAAUUGCCUAAAAUUGAGUUGCCAAUUUUUACUGGAAAAUACUCUGAAUGGAUUUCUUUUAGAGAUUUAUUUACGUCUUUAAUUUAUAAUAAUAAACAUUUAGAUGAUAUUCAAAAAUUACAUUAUUUGAAAACUCAUUUAUCGGGUGAAGCUGAGAGUCUUUUGCGUCAUAUUCCUAUAACUAGUGAUAAUUUCUUAAUUUGUUGGUCGCAAUUAGAAAAUAGAUAUAAUAAUAAGAAAUAUUUGGCAAAUUGUGUACUGAAACGUUUUAUGAGCCAAAGAAAUGUUGUAAUUGAGUCUUCAAGUGCAUUAAAAGAAUUGUUGGACACGUCUAGUGAAUGUUUACAUGCUUUAGAAAAUUUGGGUAUUAACGUUGAUAAUUGGGACAUUAUUGUUAUUUAUAUAUUGAGUUUAAAAUUAGAUGACGAAUCGCGUAAGCAAUGGGAGUUAAAAAUAAGUGAUUCAGACGCGUUACCUAGCUUUAGGGAAUUCAAAUCUUUCUUGGAACAGAGAUUUAGGGCAUUAGAAUUUCUGAAUACCAAAGGGCAACGUCCAAUGAACCGUAAUGUUCCAAUUAAAACGUACCACAUUUCUUCUGCAUUAUGUCCUUUUUGUAAAGACGAUCAUAAGUUAGCGAAUUGUAAAAAAUUUUGUGUCCUCGAUGUUGAGAAGCGUCGUGAUUUUGUCCAAACAAACAGUUUAUGCUACAAUUGUUUAAGUGGAAAUCACUCCGUCUAUGUAUGCCGCCAAUCUUCGAGAUGUCAUAUUUGUAGGGGUAAGCAUCAUACUCUCCUUCAUUUUAGGAAUGUUUCGAAAUCCGUUAGUGAUAGCAAAGCAACGGAUCAAGUUGGAGAGAACAGUGAUGAGCCUAUCGCAACUACUUCCAACCAGAGCAAGUCCAUCAAGGUUAUAAGUUGUUUCGCGAAUAGUAAUAGUCAAAUCUUAUUGGCCACGGCUUUAAUAGCUGUGGAAUUAAAGGGCGGUACUGCUAUUGUUUUAAGAGCUCUGAUAGACCAGGGUUCUCAGGCUUCGUUCAUAACGGAGUCCGCAGCACAGCUCUUAGGGUUAAAAAAGAUACCAACUAGGAGUUCGGUGUCCGGUAUAGGUGGUGAUCAAGGGCAAUCAAUGGUUUCGUUAAAUUCAGUCCUUGUAAAGGUUAAAUCGCGCAUCGAUCCUAGUUUUGUCGUUGAAGUUAAGGCUUAUGUUUUAAACAAACUAACUUCUCUUUUACCGCAAAGGAAGGUUAGAACAAAUGUAUUUAAUUCAAUCUCGUCUUUGGUUUUAGCAGACCCCAAUUUUGAUAUUCCAAAUAAAAUUGAUCUGCUAUUAGGCGCUGAUGUUUACGGCCAGAUAUUAUUAGAAGGUUUAGUCAAAGGUCCACCUGGUCUACUCAUCGCUCAAAAUACGAAACUAGGUUGGAUCUUGUCUGGUCAAGUCGGCGAACAAGUCAGCCAAAGCGAGACGUGUCACAACACUGUUGUGAGUUUGCAUUCAAUGGAAUUAGAUGAGAAUACACUCCUCAAACAAUUCUGGGAACUAGAAGCUGAGCCCAAAAGUGUUAAAGAUAAAGUCUACUUGACCCCGGAGGAGCAGAAGUGUGAAGAAAUUUUUAAGGACACCACUAAAAGAGAUGAAUCUGGUCGUUAUAUUGUACAUAUGCCCUUCAGAUCACACGAUCCUGCUUGUAAAUACGGUGGGUCAAAAGACAUUGCUCUUAAACGCUUUUUAGCCUUAGAAAAGCGAUUUCUAAGGAAUCCAGAGUUCAAGGCUCAAUAUUCAGCAGUUAUCAAUGAGUAUAUAGCCCUCAAUCAUAUGGAUUUAGUACAAGAUAGGAACGACGAAAGUUCUGUGUACUUACCUCAUCAUGCCGUCAUCCGUAACGAUAAAAGUACAACAAAGUUGCGCGUUGUGUUUGAUGCAUCAUGUGUAGGUAGCAACGGGGUAUCACUCAAUCACGAUUUAAUGGUGGGUCCUCGUCUACAAUCUGAACUUCGUCAUAUUAUCAUGCGGUGGCGUUGUGAACCUAUCUGUCUGGUUGCGGACAUCGUCAAGAUGUAUCGACAGAUUAAGGUAUGCAAUGAUCACACAGAUUUUCAGCGUAUAUUGUGGCGGGAGAAUCCAGACGACGAAAUUCAGGUCUUACGUCAUUUGCGAGUAACAUUUGGAACAUCAUCGGCGCCUUACCUAGCAGUAAGGUCAUUGCAGCAGUUAGCUCAAGACGAAGGAGCUGAAUUCCCUUUAGCAAAGAAUCGGGUUCUUUCAGACUUCUACAUGGAUGACCUUUUGACGGGCUGUCAAACUAUACAAGAAGGAGUGCAAAUAUAUAAGCAGAUGUCGGAGCUACUUAAACGUGGCGGUUUUCCACUCCAAAAGUGGGCUAGUAAUAGCAAAGAAUUAUUAAGAUUGAUUGAAGACGAUCAACAAAUAUUGCAAACACAAGGGAACAUGGAACUUAAAACAGAUUCAAUUUCGAAAAUAUUAGGUUUAACGUGGGACAAAGACAAUGACGAGUUCGUUUACACUAUUCAACUUAAUGAGCUAGAUUUACCAGUUACGAAGCGUAAGGUUAUUUCAGACAUAUCACGACUAUUCGAUCCCCUUGGAUGGUUAGCACCGGCAGUCAUCACUGCGAAGGUAUUUAUUCAACGAAUAUGGAUGACUGGGAUCGAAUGGGACGCAGAACUACCUGCACCAUUGCUGGAAGAGUGGCUUGACUAUCGGAAAAACCUUCGUAGCCUUGCUAAGUUUCGCCUGCCUCGUUGGAUCAAAUCUAGCAAGGAGAACCGGGUUCUGGAAUUGCAUGGAUUUUCAGAUGCAUCCAAUGUAGCAUACGCUGCGGUGGUGUACGCUCGCAUCAUUGAUAAAGAAGGGCACAUUCAUACAACCUUGGUGACUGCAAAAACUAAGGUUGCUCCUGUUAAGCAAGUAUCAAUCCCUCGUUUAGAACUCUGUGGUGCUGUUUUACUAGCAAAACUUCUUCAAGAAGUCGCUUCAACUUUAGAAGUUCCCAAACAGCAUUUAUAUGCGUGGACAGACUCAACCGUCGUAUUAGCAUGGUUAAGCAGCCAUCCUAGUCGAUGGAAAACUUUUAUCGCGAAUCGUGUUUCCGAAAUACUUACCAUUAUGGAUAGAAGUCAGUGGUCACAUGUGAUGUCGUCGGACAAUCCGGCAGAUUGCGCGUCUCGGGGGGUUAGCCCUUCCGAAUGUAACGACCUGCGACUCUGGAAGAGAGGCCCUUUAUGGUUACAGUAUGAAAAAAUAGACUAUAAUAGAGGAAAUAUACAAGAAACUACAUUAGAAGAAAGGAAAAUAAAAACAAAAUGUCAUGCAAUAGAAUUUGAUGAUAGUCUAUUAACUAGAUUUUCUAAGUUCAGUAGGUUAAUAAGAGUAAUAUCUUAUUGUAAACGAUUUCUACGAAGGAAGGAAUUGGGAUGUAAUAAAACUACUUGGCUAACUACAAAGGAAUUAAAUGAAGCUUUACUUACCUGUAUCAAACUCUGUCAGCUCCAGUCCUUUAACGAGGAAAUAGAAACUAUAAAAAAUAACCGUAAAUUAAGUAAGGGUAGUAGACUUAUCUCGUUGAGCCCUUUCCUGGACGAUGACGGGAUCUUAAGAGUCGGCGGUCGCUUGCACCGGGCUUCUAUUGAUGAGAAUAUGAAGCAUCCCAUUCUAAUUCCGCAUAAAUCAAACUUUACCAAUCUUUUGAUUGCAGAGGCUCACGAGAGAACUUUGCAUGGUGGGCCACAAUUGAUGCUAAAUUACUUAAGAUCCAAAUACUGGAUACUUAAUGCAAAGACUCUUGUUAGGCAACAUGUUCAUAAGUGUAUAACAUGUAUUCGACAUUCCACACAAACUCAUCAACAAAUGAUGGGUCAAUUACCGAAGGCUAGGGUGUCUGUUCAGAAACCCUUCCAAUGCAGUGGUGUGGAUUACGCAGGUCCAAUCAGCAUCCGAAGUUCGAAAGGUCGUGGUCAUCACCCCACUAAGGGUUACAUAUGUUUAUUUGUCUGUAUGUCUACUCGGGCUAUUCAUCUCGAGGUAGUCAGCGACAUGACAUCUCAGAGUUUCCUUGCGUCUUUUAAGCGUUUUGUAGCCAGGCGUGGUCGAGUAGUGGACCUAUGGAGUGAUAACGGGACCACAUUUGUUGGUAGUGCAAGGGAAUUGCGACAACUAUUCAAUGCUGAAAGGUCUACGGUAGCUUCGGAAAUAGUGGAUUUCUUAUCUACGAAUGGCACGACUUGGCAUUUCAUACCUCCCCAUGCUCCAAACUUUGGAGGAUUGUGGGAGGCGGGUGUAAAAUCCACGAAGCACCAUUUAAAACGAAUUAUAGGCACUAGUACAUUGACAUUUGAAGAGAUGACAACUGUGCUGGCUCAAAUUGAGGCCUGUCUAAACUCGAGGCCUAUCUCUCAGCUUUCUAACAACCCAGAGGACUCAUGUCCAUUGACUCCUGGGCAUUUUCUCGUAGGUGAACCUCUGGUAAUUGUACCCGAUGUUAAUUAUGAAAAUUCAUCUGUUAAUAACCUGAAGCGAUGGCAUCUUACACAGAAAAUGGUUCAAAACUUCUGGCGUAGAUGGUCGCUGGAGUACUUGACUCAAUUGCAGCACCGAUAUAAAUGGACAAAUUGUAACCCUGAACCUGAGAUUGGGGACGUAGUUCUGGUGAAGGAAGAUGGUCUUCCACCCGCUAGAUGGCUAUACGGUAUCAUUAAAAAUAAGCAUCCAGGUUUGGACAACAUCACUCGCGUGGUAACGAUACGCUGUAAAAAUAAUGAGAUCAAAAGACCUGUAUCAAAAUUAAUUUUUUUACCUGUGAAUGCUUAGUGAUUGCCUAUCAGUUUAUUAAUGAAAUUUAUAUUAUAUUCAGGUUUCUUUUGUGUGUACUUAUUUGAAUGAACUUGUGUCUUUUACUUGGUUUUAUUGUCACUUUUGUUAUUAUUGCUGUUUGUAAUUUAAGUUAUUAUUAUAUGAUUUAAGUUAUUUUUCAUGUUGUUUGAUGGACAGAGCCGUCCAUGGUGGGCGGAAUGUUUAAUGUUUAGGCUUAUAAAAUAUUUGUUGUAGUUUUGUCAAAAUCUAAUAGAUGGCGAUAUGUCAGUGACGUCAUCUUUCUGUAUCGCGGUGUUAAGAUUUUCAGCCGAAGAAUGACACCGCGGUAAUAUUUCAUUAAAGUUGUCUUGCUCUGAAA
Messenger RNA from Trichoplusia ni (cabbage looper), 6127 nucleotides. RefSeq lists its product as uncharacterized. Lineage: Eukaryota; Metazoa; Arthropoda; Insecta; Lepidoptera; Noctuidae. The coding region runs from base 580 to 5766 and encodes 1728 amino acids. Gene Ontology annotation, molecular function: nucleic acid binding; aspartic-type endopeptidase activity. The transcript has a single exon. Gene Ontology annotation, biological process: proteolysis; DNA integration. The record is from RefSeq and is a predicted model, not a curated record.